UGGCCAAUAUUUACAUUUAACCUCUCCGCUCGCUGUCUGUGGGGACAUAUACAUUCGUUAACUAACAUUUAUGUCUUGGACUAAAUAAAAACGAAUCCGAUCUCAGGCCGGAGUUGUCUGGGAGGGUUGUUUUAUCGUCGUUUUCAGGACUUAUCUGUAGGUAGAUAUGACUUCCCUGACCCAGCGGAGCUCGGGCCUGGUCCAGCGGCGGACCGAGGCCUCGCGUAAUGCCGCUGCUGCUGACAGGGAGAGAGGAUCAGGCGACGAGGACUACGAGCCCGGGCGAGGAGACGAGCAGGACGAAGAUGACAGCGGAGACUCCAAAGAAACCCGAUUGACCUUGAUGGAGGAAGUUUUGCUGUUGGGGCUAAAGGACCGCGAGGGCUACACGUCGUUUUGGAAUGACUGUAUCUCGUCGGGCCUGAGGGGCUGUAUGCUUAUUGAACUGGCUUUACGGGGCAGGCUGCAGUUGGAGGCCUGUGGCAUGAGGAGGAAAAGCCUGCUCUCCCGCAAGGUGAUUUGUAAAUCCGACGCGCCGACGGGAGAUGUGUUGUUGGACGAGGCUCUGAAACACAUAAAGGAGACACAGCCACCAGAGACAGUGCAGAGCUGGAUAGAGCUUCUCAGUGGGGAAACGUGGAACCCACUGAAGCUCCACUACCAACUGAGGAAUGUUCGAGAACGUCUUGCCAAGAACCUGGUGGAGAAAGGGGUGCUGACAACGGAGAAACAGAACUUCCUGCUCUUUGAUAUGACCACGCACCCGCUGACCAACAACACCAUCAAACAGCGGCUGAUUAAGAAGGUCCAGGAGGCCGUGCUUGACAAGUGGGUGAACAACCCUCAGCGCAUGGACAAACGCCUGCUGGCCCUCAUCUUCCUCGCCCACUCCUCCGACGUGCUGGAGAACGCUUUCGCGCCUUUGCUGGACGACCAGUACGACCUGGCCAUGAAGAGAGUGCGGCAGCUGCUGGACCUGGAGCCGGAGGGAGAGAGCAUGAAACCCAACGCUAACGAACUUCUCUGGGCCGUCGUGGCCGCCUUCACCAAAUGAGGCAGAAGCGGGGUGUGGAGAAUGACUGAAAACGAGAUGUAAACGAUGGAAUCGGUCAGAUGAAAGGAAGAUGGAAGCGUGGCCGCGCCCCUAACCUGUAUCAGAAAGACUCGUUCACCGAAAUAUCUCUGGGUUUUUUUCUGUUCUGUUCUUUUCUUUACUUUUCUUUUUUUCCCCCCCUGUAGAGAAAUGUCCUUCUGUCCCUGUGUGCAGGGUGAGGUUUGUCCUGUGUGCAGGGAUUGGGAGAGGAGAGAAGUGAAGCACACAGAUUUCCGUUUUUUUGUUUUUGUUGUUGUUGUUUGU
Messenger RNA from Chanos chanos (milkfish), 1357 nucleotides. RefSeq names its product golgi phosphoprotein 3a (gene golph3a). Gene Ontology annotation, biological process: retrograde vesicle-mediated transport, Golgi to endoplasmic reticulum; Golgi organization; Golgi to plasma membrane protein transport. Gene Ontology annotation, cellular component: Golgi cisterna; cytosol; trans-Golgi network. The record is from RefSeq and is a predicted model, not a curated record. Bases 167 to 1054 code for a protein of 295 amino acids. Lineage: Eukaryota; Metazoa; Chordata; Actinopteri; Gonorynchiformes; Chanidae. The transcript is spliced from 4 exons. Gene Ontology annotation, molecular function: phosphatidylinositol-4-phosphate binding.